AUGUCCGAAGAAUCCUCCACUCCAACUCUUGCCCUCGUCACAGGCGCAAAUAAAGGAAUCGGUCUAGAAAUGUCUCGCGAGGCAGCGACUUCCACACUCCGGAAAGAGGGUCACUCUGUCGAACACAUAACCCUGGAUGUCACCAACGAUGAUUCGAUCACGGCAGCAGCAAACCUGGUCAACGGCAAGUACGGUCAUAUUGACGUUCUCGUCAACGAUGCUGGUAUUGCAGUCGAAUGGCUGGGGGAUCGAACUGCCCGGCAGGCGUGGAAGGAUACUUUCGACACGAAUGUCGUCGAAGUUGCUGCUGUUAUUGAUGCGUUCAUUCCUUUGCUUAAGAAAUCUAGUGAUCCCGCACCAAGAAUUGUUUUCGUGUCCAGCGACCUGGGAAGAUUAGAGACGAAGUACGACCCGAAUCACCAAUACUUCAAGAGGCCUCUUCCGGUUUACAGCUCCAGCAAAGCUGCUAUGGAUAUGUUGGCGCUGCAUUAUGCAAAGGAUUUCCGAGCGGGGUGGGGAGCGGACGAGGACGGAAAAGGCGGAGGAGUGGAGUGGAAAAUCAACGUGACGUUUCCCGCGCCAACCAAAACUGAUUUCAACCGGAACAGAGGGCCUCAAUCUGUGGAGAUGGGGGCCAGAAACGCAGACCGCUUGGCUGUAUUGGGGAAAAGAUGGAGAGACUGGGGCAAUGAGUGGGAACGAAGGUCCUCUGCCUAG
Messenger RNA from Hyaloscypha bicolor E, 717 nucleotides. RefSeq names its product short chain dehydrogenase. Gene Ontology annotation, cellular component: membrane. The transcript has 2 exons. Gene Ontology annotation, molecular function: oxidoreductase activity. The record is from RefSeq and is a predicted model, not a curated record. The coding region runs from base 1 to 717 and encodes 238 amino acids. Lineage: Eukaryota; Fungi; Ascomycota; Leotiomycetes; Helotiales; Hyaloscyphaceae.